UGUAGUAAUAAGAAAACACUGACCUACACCUUCCACGUUACAUGCCACAAACAAAUCAAAACCAGAUAUCCAACGCAUGUGCAAGCCUAAAACAAAACCAAAAUACUACAUUAAAAAAAAAAAAACAAAUAAACGGGCGCCAAAACAGCACACACACAUAGAAUGGGACGCACACAGCGGCAAAGACAACGUCGCAACUCUCAAACAACAACAACUACACCACCUGAUAAUGCCCUGCACGUGCUCUAUGGCCAACUUCAUGCACUGGGCUGGCGAAAUGAAACUCGUCUCUCAGCUUUGAAUUUCGCACAAACAGGACGUGGCUUGUGCUCCAAGAGUAAAAGUUUCCAAGCAGGUGAUGAACUUAUACGUCUGCCUGCCAGCUGCUUAAUAAGCAUAGCCACACUGGAAGCGGAUGAAGGCUUUAAGCAACUCUUCAAUAGAGAUUUGUUUGAUAAGGAUGCACGCAUAUCCUUUCAAGCGCUGGUUGCCUGCUAUCUACUGUAUCAGGGUCAUCUGUAUGAGUCUACAAACGAUUCUCCUUGGUCCGCCUACUUGGAUACUCUACCCAGCAGCUAUACGACACCCUACUUUUGUGCUAUCAACGAGCUACAGUGCCUGCCCGAAGCAUUGCUUGAACGCACAGUGGCGCAAAAUCGUCAGAUACGCGAAUAUUAUCAGUUGCUAAAGGCUCUAGUGGGUGAACAGCAUUGCAAGUGCUGUGGUCAACGCUACUGCGAGGACAUUUGGACUUUGGCGGCAUAUAAAAGAGCCUACUUCACGGUCAACACACGCAGUGUCUACAUUGAUGCAAGGCAACUGAAACAGACCAAAAGCCAUUUCCAAUUGUUGAUCAAUGGCAGCUCAAACUUAGCUCUGGCGCCAUUCCUGGAUCUAUUCAAUCACUCUGAUAGCGUGCAGACCACAGCGGUGCUCUACAGUAAAAGCCAAGAGUAUGUCCUUACUCUGGAAGCCUCUUCAAAGACCGUACUUAAGCCAUAUGAGCAGCUCUACAUCAGCUACGGAGCCUUGCCCAAUUUGAAGCUAAUCACCGAAUAUGGCUUUUAUUUGGAGCGCAAUGCGCACGACUACUUCGAAUUCUCGUUGCAGGACAUUGAGCAGCUAAUCGUACAUAACAAAGAGCUGGCAACGCAGAACUAUCAUCGCAAUAUCUUUAAGUUUAUCAGGGAGCAUAAUCUAAUGGAUCAGAUGUUUGUGCACAUCCAGGAUGGCUGCUCGCACAAUUUGCGCGUCGUGCUCCACCUGAUCUUCAAGCAACAGGCGUAUUUUCCCAAUGUGCUCAAUCAAAUUGCUUUCGGAGAUGUUGAACAAUUUAAUGAUGUGCAGCCGGAGCUUAGCUACUUGCUGACUUAUAAAAUGAAGGAGUAUCAAGGAUUUGUAGAUGCCCUGAGGCGACUAUCACAGCUCACGCAGAGCGGAACUGUUGCACUUGGCUACCUGAUAGAAUGUCUACGUUACCUGCGCGACUUUGAGCAGGCGCAUAGUUAAGGCUAAUUCUAAUUCUGUUUUUCAACAAUAAACUGUAUUCCACGCUCGCUAGAUCGAACGAUGAAUCACACAAUAAUUUUAUCAAAUCGAACAAGAAGGUAACACCAUUUACGCC
Messenger RNA from Drosophila hydei, 1624 nucleotides. Its product is annotated as SET domain-containing protein 4. The transcript is spliced from 3 exons. Bases 163 to 1509 code for a protein of 448 amino acids. Gene Ontology annotation, molecular function: transcription coactivator activity; protein binding; histone H3K36 methyltransferase activity. The record is from RefSeq and is a predicted model, not a curated record. Gene Ontology annotation, biological process: peptidyl-lysine trimethylation; peptidyl-lysine dimethylation; peptidyl-lysine monomethylation. Lineage: Eukaryota; Metazoa; Arthropoda; Insecta; Diptera; Drosophilidae.